AUGAGACAACGCGCUUCUUUGGACAUUAUCGCCGAUGACCGGGGCGUACCUGCAGUUCGGGACGAUGCCAGCGUCAGCGCUGACGCCGAUGUCGACGCCGACGUCGACGUCGACACGGCCGUCCAGGUUCAGGAGGAUUCGCGAUCGACGUCCUCGACGAGCUCUCCUGCCCCUCCCGACAACGAAGAGUCCGACUUCUUUCUCGGCGCCAACGACUCGCAGUCCUCGCUUGGCGUACCCAACCUCCAAGACAUGCAAGUCAGCGACGACGAGUGCCUGCCUCCAGUCAAUCGCCUGCCUAACGAAAUCCUGAUCGCCGUGUUCGCCAAGCUCAACGCCUCUUCGGAUAUCCUACAUGUGAUGCUGACCUGCAAGCGGUGGGCUCGAAAUGCGGUGGAUAUCCUAUGGCACCGCCCAGCCUGCACAACAUGGGACAAGCACGCCUCCAUCUGCCAGACCCUUGGCGUGGAGAGCCCCUACUUCUCCUACCGCGACUUCAUCAAGCGGCUCAACCUGGCAUCUCUGGCCGAGAAUGUCAACGACGGGAGCGUGAUGCCUCUUGCCGUUUGCACUCGCGUCGAGCGCCUGACUUUGACUGGGUGCAGAGGCCUCACCGAUUCUGGUUUAAUAGCCCUUGUGCAGAACAACACCCACCUUCUCGCUCUUGACAUGUCGCUUGACGAGCAAAUCACAGAAGCUUCUAUCAAUGCGAUCGCCGAAAAUUGCAGGAGGCUACAGGGUCUGAACGUCUCGGGCUGCAACAGAGUUUCCAACGAGAGCAUGAUUAGGCUUGCCAGGAGUUGCAGGUUCAUCAAGAGGCUCAAGCUGAACGACUGCAGUCAACUUUACGAUAACUCCGUCAUGGCCUUUGCCGAGCAUUGCCCCAACCUUCUCGAGAUUGAUCUUCACCAAUGCCGGCUCGUGGGAAAUGAACCAAUUACAGCACUCGUGUCCAAGGGACAAUCCCUUCGCGAACUUCGUCUCGCGAACUGCGAACUGAUUGACGAUUCGGCUUUCCUCAUGCUUCCGAUGAACAAGACUUAUGAACAUCUCCGCAUUCUUGAUCUCACUUCCUGCGCGAGGUUGACAGAUCGGGCGGUUGAGAAGAUCAUCGAUGUCGCCCCACGGUUGCGCAACCUCGUAUUGGCCAAGUGCCGCAACAUUACAGACACCGCUGUCUACGCGAUCGCUAAGCUUGGCAAGAACCUCCAUUACGUCCACCUCGGACAUUGUGGGAACAUUACGGACGAUGCAGUGAAGCGCCUUGUUCAAUCGUGCAACAGAAUUCGGUAUAUUGACCUAGGUUGCUGCCUCCAUUUGACCGAUGAGUCUGUCACCCGACUUGCGACUCUGCCGAAGCUGAAGAGGAUCGGGCUGGUGAAGUGCGCCAGUAUCACCGACGAAAGCGUGUAUGCUCUUGCCAAGGCGAACCAACGCGCCCGGCCUCGCAGAGAUGCCGACGGCAAUAUUAUUCCUGGGGAGCACUACAGCAGCAGCCAUAGUAGUCUUGAGCGAGUUCACCUUAGCUACUGCACGAACCUGACUCUCCGGAGCAUCCUGCGGCUUCUCAACUCCUGCCCUCGUCUUACCCAUCUCAGCUUGACAGGAGUCCAGGCAUUCUUGAGGGACGAUCUUGAAGCAUUUUGCCGCGAUGCUCCACCUGAGUUUACGGACCACCAGCGACAGGUUUUCUGUGUCUUUUCGGGUCUAGGUGUUGUCAACCUUCGCAAAUACCUGAACCAGGAGCGAUCAUUCGCAGAACUUCAUGCUCCACUGCCUGGCGAGCCGGCCGGCCAUCCCCGAAACCAUCAAAACUUCGCCGGCGCAGUCAAUCCGCCUCCUGUUCCUCCCCAUCUUCAUAACGUGGACAAUGGGUUUGAUGACGGAGAAGUCGAUGGUGUGGAUGACGAUGAUGGCCUUGAGGAUGGAAGCGAGAUGGUAAUAGACACACAACCUUUGCUUAACCCUCACACCGCUGGCCUUGGUAUCCCACCAGGCGCCCCAAGAGCCAUUCCGAUACCGCCGCCAAUACCUACCCUGCCAUCGCAGAUUCAACCUUCAAUCAGCAACCCAUUUGGUUAUGUCGGCGGCCAUCCACCUUAUGUGCCGCAGCCGGUUCGAUUCCAGGAUGAACCAACUGCCUUUAUCCAUGCCUUUUCCCAGGCUCUCUCUCCGGGGCAAGAUAGCAUGAAUGGGGACCCUCGGGGUAGCGACAUUGGCACCAGUCUGGCUGGUAUCGGGACUCCCAUCGCCAGUACCGCGGCUACGGCGGGUCUGAGCAGCCCAAGUUCUCGGGCGCAUCCGGCUGGGAGUCGGCACGCUUCCAGUGCUGGGCACAAUUUAGGCAUCGGCGCCAGCUUUGCUCCUAUCCAUGGACGGUCGACUGCGACAAUGGCAGAUAUUUCGACUACGCUGGGCGACGAAGAUGACUAUGGGGAUCGCCUCAAUGGGACCCCAAGCCCCCAUUCCGGAAGCCCGUGA
This is a messenger RNA of Lasiosphaeria miniovina, 2481 nucleotides long. RefSeq lists its product as uncharacterized. The transcript is spliced from 4 exons. Gene Ontology annotation, cellular component: cytoplasm. The coding region runs from base 1 to 2481 and encodes 826 amino acids. Gene Ontology annotation, molecular function: protein binding. Lineage: Eukaryota; Fungi; Ascomycota; Sordariomycetes; Sordariales; Lasiosphaeriaceae. The record is from RefSeq and is a predicted model, not a curated record.